ACGUUCAUGAAAGCAUUCGAGAGUCGUACAUUCCAGCACCAAUCUCCCCCACCCCAAUACGUCUUGUGCAAUGCCAUAAACGACGGAUUUUGUAUCUCUACUGCCCACUGGUGGGCAGUAAAUAGUGUCCCUGAAGAGGCAAACAUCGAACGGGGUGACUGUUGUUCAACGUCGACGCUGCAGGGCGAAACCUCUCGUAAACUCUUGAGGGUCAUCGUGAUCAUGGCAGAUGAAGUAGAAGUGGUGGAGUCCAACCAGAACCCACUGAUGACUGUCACCUUCCAGAGAGACACCAACAGAAAGCAGAAGUACCUGGAGGCAGAACCAAAAGCUCUCGGGAUAACCCAAAUUGGGAUGAGCUUGUUUCAGAUUGCGUCUACGUGUGUGUUCCACCACCAAAACCUCGGCCUAAGUAACACAGACAUCCCUUUCAUCAUUUUAUCACUUCUGGUGGUUAUAGCUGGGAGUGUAGCUAUAGCGGCAAAGAACCUCCACCUGCCUACGCUGAGGGGCUGCUUGGGGAUGCAGAUUUUGGCCUGCAUCGCCUCCAUCUUCAACAUAAUCUGCCUACUGAUAAAUCUUGAUCAGUAUGCGACACAAUGCUGGCACUACUAUGACCACAACUUGACCACUUACUUGAAUGACUGCCGUGUUCUCGAGCGCACCAGGACUCACCUCUUUGCAGAGAGCAUGCUCAUCCAGGUCACUUUGUUCGCCAUCUCAGCCACCCUGGCCGCUUACUGCUGCAAGGUGGUCAACUGUUGUGCGCCGGCUCCCAAAGUGCCGGUGAUCACUUUGCAAACCCAACCUGCCGAGCAGUGACGACGGACGCCAAUUGAGGCAAGGAUGUUAAAAUGCACAACAUGGCACUUUGAAAUGUUACCUGCACAACUAGCAAGCAGUGCUAAAAGCCAUUGUGCCCUUCCUGCCUGCACCAACCUUGUGAGCAGAAUUCACAACUUGUAUACAAAUAACAUACAUUAUAUUUUUAUAUCGACUAACUUGUUUGUUAGUUGGGUUAUCGCAUAAGUUGAUCAGUAUGACCCAACAUCACCAAAUUUCAACACUUGAAUGAAUACUCGCUCUGUAUUUUACUACCAUUGCCUGAAUAACGCUUUGAUUCAUUUGUCUCUGUAAAAUAUGUAAGGAUUAUGAUGAUCACUGCAAUAAUUACAAGACCAUGUGCCAUCCAGAUGAUUUGUUAUUCUGUGAAUGCUGAAGAGCGCUUAUUCUAAUUACGCCCCGUUUUUUUGGUGGUCAACUAUUUCCACACUUUUCAACCCAUUCAAACCAUUUCAACAUCAAAAAGUUCAGCUCAUUCCGGGAAUGCAGCCAUCUAUUGCAACAUUCGAAAAAAUGUCCACAUUUUCCACAGUUCAAUUCCCAUUGAAAAUGGAUGGGCAAUUUUUUUAAGUUUACACAUUUCUCACCCAGUUGAAACCAUUCAGAAAUGAAAACAGAGAACCAACUGAAACCCCACAUGAGCAAGCGCUUGGCGACAGUGGCAAGGAAAAACUCCCUCUGAGGAAGAAACCUUGAACAGAACCCUGGCUCUGUGGGGCGGCCGUCUGUCUCGACCGGUUGGGUUAACAUCCAAAAAUAAGAGGGAUAGAUGGUAGAUCAAGCCAGAAGUCUUAGUCUUAGUCCAAGGAACAUAGGAGUGUCUCUGAUACAUUUCAGUGUGUCGGGUCAGUUUUGAAGUUUUCCCGUAAUUCCACAUUUUCAAGACAACAUUUAAUUUCAGUGUCAGCUCUUCAGCAUUCACACAUCCAUAGAUGGCCAUCCUUCUUGUGUUUCCUUCUGUAAUUCCUAUAUAUUGUGGCUUUAAAACCCCAUAACUCAGGCAUUACAUAAAACACUUUUAAAGCGCAUUAAAGGCACUGUAUGCAACUCGCUCCGAAUGACAUUUUUUUAAAACAAAAAAAUAUAAGAACACCACCGCCAGCUAGCAUAUGUUACCAACAGUAGUUUAAAAGAACAGAUUGUACAAAAAAUGUCUAUAUUUUUCACAAAUAAAACUGGA
This is a messenger RNA of Dunckerocampus dactyliophorus (ringed pipefish), 2023 nucleotides long. RefSeq lists its product as uncharacterized. The record is from RefSeq and is a predicted model, not a curated record. NCBI's taxonomy places the organism in Eukaryota, Metazoa, Chordata, Actinopteri, Syngnathiformes, Syngnathidae. Bases 7 to 822 code for a protein of 271 amino acids. The transcript has 8 exons.